AUGAACUCACAAGCUAGGGAAGACUUAGAAAGUCAAGCUCUAGACGUAUCAGCAAGACAAAGUGAGCGUUAUGGUGCUUUGCCAAGCGUGACACCGGGAGAAAAGGUACGAAAGCCCUGGUUGCUUAAAUCAUUGCUGUUUUCUGGAGUAGUUAGUAUUUUAGGUUUUUUGGCAACUUACUGGGCCUUCCAAAGUGUGCCUUCGAUGGACUCGAUUGAGAAGUACUUUGAAGACGCUACUCGGGUUCAAAUAUACAAAAUUUCGUUUGUGGAAUGGACGUCAAAAGAGGCUUACGGAGAAGCAGGUUUUAGUGAUGAGGUUGAAUUCAAUGGUCAAGAUUUCCUGAAAUUGAAAGUAGAGCUGAGUGUUUCGAUCGAUCACGGCAGCCAGCAAGACAACAAUAUAUCAGGGAUGACCGAACGCCAAAAACAGUUAACGCGGAUUGUCAGUAAUCACUUGGCUGAAAUCUGCUUGAAGGGUACGAAUGUGACCACUUUUAAUGACAAUGAGACGGAUUCUGAGUUCAUUGCGCUGGCAAAAAUUCCAGAGCCGGUAUGCAUUGAUCUCCGGCAUAACGUUACAACGAGACUAGAAGUGCCAAUUUAUAUCAAACCUGACGCUAGAAAUGCUGCGUCUGUUAUCAUGAAAAUUUGGAGAAGGAAGUUUAAUGACUUUGAUUUGUGGUCCUCGGUAGCGACCUCUGUUGGCAAGGAAGUGUGGCGUGGACGUGAAGUUACAAUAAGCAAUAUUAAGUUAGAUCGCAUUGCCUGGAACGAUAUUAUCGACUGGGACGACAUCCAUCUGGGGCUCAUAAAGCUUUUAAAGCCGCUGCAGGAAGCGGUGCAAGUGGAGCAAGUUGAAAUUACUGAUAUUCACGACGGAUUUCGAUUAGAAAUCGGCGUUAGAACAAAUCUACCUGACACACAGAAGUGGUUGAGUUUUCCUAAUCAAAAAUAUUUACCUUCGACGACGUGGAAUGCCCGGUUACCAGAUUGUGAAUCGAAAUAUAGCAUUAGCUUAGAAAAUGCGACUUUUUCGAUUCCCAGCCUUCAGAUGCGAGAUUUCAAUGAUAAUAAUGGCGUGUUACGAACCACCAUAGUUGGUGAGAUCUCAGGACUUUUGCCUGAAGAUCUUCUUUAUAAAGUUUGCUCUUCUGACGAGGAAAACGUGGUGACACCCAUAAGCAAGCUAAUCCGUGGGGUGUUCAAUCAGACUGAACUCCUAGAUUUUGAGGUUGUGGGUCACGGCCUCAAAGCCUGCAACGAAAGUAUUGUUCCUUUGCAGUUCAUUGCAGAGUUGAUUCCAAUGAUCGAAUUUGCCUUGGGCGCCAAUUUCACUUUAGAUGCUGAUCAAAUUGUUGAAUGUGUGUCAAUGGAUGGGCUGGAAUUCAAGUGGGUCGAAAAAAACUGGGAGGAAAGACAACUGACUCUUCUAGGCAAUGUUGUUUCAAUUAUAAAUGUGCCCUUUUAUACUUUCUCCUCAUAUUCAGCCGAUGAGAGCAUUUCAAUCGACAGAAUCAAAGGAAUAACUAAACUGUAUCACAACGAUAUCCACUUCUUAACAGUUCCGGUAAGAGUGUGGACAGAUGCAGAAUCUGAGUUUAUUAACCAAUCUGGCUCCAAUACAACGCAACUGCGAGUUUCUUUUGACAUAGCUGGGAAGGAAGUUGAAGUCAUUGAUCACUUGGAGCUUACUCGAUGCUUCAAUGAGAUAAUCAUUCGGGGAAAGUCCGAAAUAUUUGUCGAGAGUACCUUGGAUCUUAUGGUUAGUACUAAACUCGGAGAUUUCGUUCUUUUGGGUCUAUGUGGAGAAGGGAAAACGGUAGUGAGAAAGGGUGCGAGAAUGGAUCUCGAUUAG
This is a messenger RNA of Lachancea mirantina, 1857 nucleotides long. NCBI's taxonomy places the organism in Eukaryota, Fungi, Ascomycota, Saccharomycetes, Saccharomycetales, Saccharomycetaceae. The record is from the annotation of a GenBank genome assembly.